AUGCCUGUGCUCAUCCACUGCUGGCUUGCUGACCCUGAGCAGACAACAUUUACCGUGAUGGCACCACCAACCUUCCCACGGAUCUUCGCGAAGAAUGGGAAGCAAACUACUUGUCAAAAGGAGUUGGAGGCUUUGGGUUUAGUCGCUCUCUACUGGCUCAGGAGGGACCGAAUUGUGAUUCGCACAAUGCUGUGUUUUGGAUCUUUGUUGAUGUCCUUCGCCAUCUUGACUCUUAGUUUUGAUGAGACCAGCUUGGGGGGCUCCAUCACAGCCUUGGGUCUCGACUGCGCCUGUUCUCUCAGUAUGUGGUUCUUCUGUUGCGGCCACGUCUUGAGCUACGGGGCUAUGGUCAGCAAAAAAAGGCGUCUUGACAGUGUCAUGCGGUUCAGGAAAGGCAACAGCAUGUCCACGAACAAGGCAUUGUACCCGGUUAUGGCAAUGAUAACUGUCACGGUCUUAGUCCUGAUUGCUUGGAGUGCCGUUGAUCCAUGGACAUGGGACAGAGAAGUGAUUAUGUUCAACCCAUACGAGACAUACGGAAGCUGCCAAUCGGAGCACUUUUGGGCUUUCUUUGGUCUUCUCAUGGCCAUGCUCGUUUUGACUGAGGGACUGGCCCUCUUUUUUGUUUGGAAAACAGCUGAUGUCAACGAGGAGUUCGCUGACACUCAGACGACCAUCUGCGCCAUGUUCGCUCAGCUUCAAGCCUGGCUGAUUGGAAUUCCUAUCCUAGUUGUCCUGAACAAUGGGACAACGCUGACGCUGUCUACUUGGGAAGAUCGUUGCUGA
This is a messenger RNA of Seminavis robusta, 786 nucleotides long. NCBI's taxonomy places the organism in Eukaryota, Bacillariophyta, Bacillariophyceae, Naviculales, Naviculaceae. The record is from the annotation of a GenBank genome assembly.